Molecule: messenger RNA, 1173 nt
Organism: Peronospora matthiolae
Lineage: Eukaryota; Oomycota; Peronosporomycetes; Peronosporales; Peronosporaceae
Source: the annotation of a GenBank genome assembly
AUGGGCGAAAGUCUCACCGUCCGGCUCUUUGUACGCACACAGACGUACGACAUCCCGUGUGACCCGCGCCAGGCUGCCAAGUGGCUCUUGGUUCAAGCCAAGACGAUCCAGCGCUCGAGUCAGAAACAGCUGCCACCAGAAGAGGAGCUCGAGGUCCUGUACAACCGCACGACGCGGCAGGUGAUCGACCUGGAGGACUCUAUUGGGAGCAGUAUCGCUGCUAUGGACGUGGUCGAUGCCCGCACUUCACUGCAGACGUCCGACCCGUCGUACAAUAGCGCCAUGUUCCCGUGGCUUCGGUCCAAACCAGAUGGAGCUCACCAGCUCUCGGGGUCGGACAAGAUCGACUCGACCAAUGGACUCUUUUUCCAGCAGCUCUAUGCUUUUGCACUCAUUGGCAAGCGCGCGCCUGUGUCGGCUGCUCAAUCCAAGCAGAAACAAGCUCAAGAUGCAUUCCUGUCGCUCGUGCACACUUAUGUCACGGGCAACUAUAACCAGGAGAACGGGUCACGACGGCCGCAGACAAUGAACUCAGCUGGACACGGACGAUAUCCUGCACCAGCUCAUGGCACCGGAGGUCGCUCGACGAGCGCUUCAGCUGCAUAUGCUGCAGUGUCCAGAGAGAGCCGUGACACGGGCGGACGACGAAUGACGGUCCCGUCGUCGCCUGUGUAUCCUCCGGAGCACGACCCAAGUGGCUUUUCCGACUCUGGUUCGGACAGUAGUGUGGAAGACUUGUCGGCAUACCCGACGCGGUCUUCGCUUACGAACGGAUAUGGUGGACCUCAUCGACUUCGUGCUCCUUCGAGUCCUUCUCCGGCUACAGCGACUUUGUCCCCGGCACUAUCCAGCGCUCAGAGUGCAAUGGAAGGAAUCGAGAAUGUGUUUGACAUUGUAUUCAAACAGCAAGCUAUUGGAAUGAAACUUGGUGCGGAUGAGAGCAAGCAAUAUGCGGUUGUGAAGGAGUGCUUUGACGGGUCCGAGGCGAAGCGGUACCCUGAAAUCCAGAAUGGCGUGGUCAUCCUGGCAGUCAAUGGACAAGAGGUGGGUGGCCUUGGACUAUCCCGCGUGCUGUAUCGACUACGCGAGGCUCCGCGCCCAGUGGUUGUUCGCUUCGGCCGCAUGUCGAAUCACCAAUUACGAGAGCGACGCAAAGGCCGUGGUCCAUGGUAA